Molecule: messenger RNA, 615 nt
Organism: Microtus oregoni (creeping vole)
Lineage: Eukaryota; Metazoa; Chordata; Mammalia; Rodentia; Cricetidae
Gene: Guca1b
Product: guanylate cyclase activator 1B
Exons: 4
Coding region: 1-606 (201 amino acids)
Biological process (GO): visual perception
Cellular component (GO): photoreceptor inner segment; cone photoreceptor outer segment
Molecular function (GO): calcium ion binding; calcium sensitive guanylate cyclase activator activity
Source: RefSeq, a predicted model, not a curated record
AUGGGUCAGCAGUUCAGCUGGGAGCAGGUGGAGGCUGAUGGGGAGGUGGACGUGGCGGAGCUGCAGGAGUGGUACAAGAAGUUUGUGGUUGAGUGUCCCAGCGGUACACUCUUCAUGCACGAGUUCAAGCACUUCUUCAAGGUCACGGGCAAUGAGGAGGCCAGCCAGUAUGUGGAGGGCAUGUUCCGAGCCUUCGACAAGAACGGGGACAACACCAUCGACUUCCUGGAGUAUGUGGCGGCCUUGAACCUCGUGCUGAGGGGCACUCUGGAGCACAAGCUCAAGUGGACCUUCAAGAUCUAUGACAAGGACCGCAAUGGCUGCAUCGACCGCCUAGAGCUUCUGGACAUUGUGGAGGCAAUUUACAAGCUGAAGAAGGCCUGCCGAGUGGAGCUGGACCUGGAGCAGCAGGGCCAACUGCUCACACCUGAGGAGGUAGUGGACAGGAUCUUCCUCCUGGUGGACGAGAAUGGAGACGGCCAGCUGUCUCUGACCGAGUUCAUUGAAGGUGCCCGUCGCGACAAGUGGGUGAUGAAGAUGCUGCAGAUGGACGUCAACCCUGGUGGCUGGAUCACUCAGCAAAGGCGGAGAAGUGCCAUGUUCUGAGGGCCUGGG